GAAGAGACAAUGUUUCCCUUUCCCUAGAAACUGCGGACAUAGGCUUUGCAAUUUCCAAAAAAUGAACUCCUACAAGAAAGGCAUUGUCCGGACGUUACUUAUUCAGGAAGAUGUCAUUGGGAUGCUGUUCUAUCAAUCUCCGUUUGGGCAGCACUCGCGGAACCAGGGAGAUCUUCCACUUACGCCGUAGCAUCAAGUUGCCGCACUUAUAUUUUCAUCAUGGACAGCUGGCGUCCUUUCCAACUAGAGGCCAUCGCCCUCGCUUCUACGGGCUUCUACGGACAAUUCUGUCUAAACAUGCUGCAAGCAUUACGGAUUCGAUCCUCCCAGUUUUACCCGGCCGAAUCCCAUCAAACCCUCCUCAGAACGCGACGAAAUCUUCAAGUACAAUUGAAUCGCAUAUAGACUAUCAUGUUCUGCCAACCAAUACUUCCGGAAACGUAGUAAUCGUCGACGAGGAUACCUGUGAACCACCAGAAGCCACAACACAGCACGAAACAGCUGGUUCCGAGAGGCAGAUCGGCGACCAAGUCCGCUUCCUGAUGCGCCGGGUCCCGCACCCCGUCGCAAUAAUCACAUCCACAGACCCCAGAUCACCCACGGCACAGACUGCCUUUCGAGGCAUGACCGUCUCCUCCUUCAACACAGUAACGCUCUACCCGGAAACCAUCGUCUCCUUCAAUGUGAAACUCCCCUCCGAAACGUUCAACGCCAUCGACGCCUCGUCCCGCUUCCUCGUCCACCUCUUAGCACCCACGAAUACAACCGCACGCCUAGCGAGGGACUUCUCCCAGGGAAAUGCAAAAAUCAUGCGUGCGGACGAAAGCGCCACUUUUUUUCAAUUCGUCCCGAUGAGCGGGGGAGAUGGUGGUCGGGUGCCGUCGAUUGCGGAGGGGGAGCCGCCGCGUCUCGUGCUGUUAAACAAUGCAAAGAAGGACGGCGAAUCCUCUCUGCCUACGGAAGCAGGGCGGGUGGACGGUAGCGGUAGCUCUGUUACUCCCGCCCCUGUUGCUACCGCGGAUUAUUUCCCAUUUAUCUUCGAAUGCCGAUAUCUCUCGCAAAGCGUCAAGGUAGGGAAUCACGUCAUUGUGCUGGGGCGGGUGGUGAAGGUUAUCUGCCAAGAGGCAGCUGGCACAUCCGAUUCUGGAGAAACAUAUAGUCCGGAGCAUUUAUGCUUAACUUACGCUGAUACACGGUUCUGGAAAAUUGGGGAGACUAUUUCAUCCGUUUGA
Messenger RNA from Histoplasma capsulatum G186AR, 1232 nucleotides. Its product is annotated as oxidoreductase. The transcript has a single exon. Gene Ontology annotation, molecular function: FMN binding; riboflavin reductase (NADPH) activity. The record is from RefSeq and is a predicted model, not a curated record. NCBI's taxonomy places the organism in Eukaryota, Fungi, Ascomycota, Eurotiomycetes, Onygenales, Ajellomycetaceae. Bases 111 to 1232 code for a protein of 373 amino acids.